UGGGCGGUAGAGCCUAGAGGUUCUAUAAGAAGGGGGCAGAGGAGCGACUGAGAAAUGCAGGGAGCGAAAUCACCUAAAAAAGAGUGAUAGAGAGAAAAAUCUCUCUUGUUUGGCUUUUUUCCUCUGCAACUGUGUUUGAUAAAAAUUUUCUCGCUCUCUCUCUUUCCCCCUUCUCUGCAAUUCCCCGCUUCUCUGUAUCCCAUUCUGUCGAUCGUCUGUCUUUCAAGGAAUAUUUUGGGGUUUGUUUUCUUGGUGGGUUUAAGCUUAAAUCCUUUUAGGAAAAACAGGCAAAACAUUUGAAUUGAAAGCCAGGUGAUUCAGAAUAGAGAUCCAGGCUUGUUUUAUAGUUCCCUGUAUUUCUUUCUUUUUUAAGUUUUUAGUUUCAUCAACUUGGACGGUUUAUUUUUGGUCCCUCAAGGUUGGUCCUUUUUUUUUUUUUCAAGCUUUUAGCAUUUUGGUUUGUGCAAACAAAAAACCUCAUCUUCCUUUUGGUUUCUGUUAAUAUAAAACUAGUAGUCUAGUGCUCCCUGUUCUUGAAUUUUGUUAAGCAACAGGUUAAUUUCAGGAUCUUUGUCUUUUAUAGACUGAGAAAGGUAUGGCAGCAGCUGCAGAUUUCUACAAUAGCAGCACAGCACCAGGUUUCUCAAUUACGGAUCCUUGCAGGGAAGAACUCAUGAUGGCACUUGAACCUUUUAUGAAAAGUAGUUCACCAACCUCUACACUAGCCUCCCUUUCUUAUUCUUCACCAUCUCCCUCUACUUUUCCUUCUUCACCAUAUUCUGUCUCUUCUUACCCUUCUUGCUCUUAUGAAUCUCCAAUCUCUUCCCAGCCCAACUUUUACUUUGAUUUUUGUUCCCCAUCUAGUACCCACAUGUUUUCUCAAGGGUUCUCCAAAUACAACCAGCUGGAUUAUGAGCAAAAAGGUUCAAUAGGGCUCAACCACCUCACCCCUUCUCAAAUUCUCCAAAUCCAAGCUCAAAUUCACCUCCAGCAACAGCAACAACAACAAAUUGCCAAUCUUACCACUACUUCGCAUUUACUCCACAACCAAGGGCCCAGUUACUUGGCUCCAAAACCUGUCCCCAUGAAGAAAUCUGCCUCUCCUCCGAAGCCAACAAAACUAUAUAGAGGAGUGAGGCAGCGGCAUUGGGGCAAAUGGGUCGCUGAGAUCAGACUCCCCAAAAACAGGACAAGACUCUGGCUUGGCACUUUUGACACAGCUGAAGAGGCAGCCUUGGCUUAUGACAAGGCAGCUUAUAAGCUAAGAGGAGAAUAUGCCAGGCUGAACUUUCCCCAUCUUCGCCACCAAGGAGCUCAUGUCUCUGGAGAAUUUGGCGACUACAAGCCUCUCCACUCCUCUGUUGAUGCAAAGUUACAAGCGAUUUGUCAAAGCUUGGCUGACUCGCAGAAGCAGGGGAAAACCGGGGAGCGUAGCUCAGCUGAUGAUUCGAAGACAAUUCUAUCAGCUCCUUCACAGGAGAAGAAGGAAGACGAGUACUGUGUGAAAAGUGAAUUGAAAAGCGAGUUCGAUACUUUUGGAGUUGAUGAUUAUAAGGUGGAGAUUUCAGCGGCAUCACCAGCACCAGCUUCAUCUGAUGAGUCCUUACCUGGUUCUUCUUCACCUCAGUCUGAGAUUUCAUUCUUGGAUUUCUCUGAAUCCUCCCGGUGGGAUGAGACCGAGAAUUUUAGUUUGGAGAAGUACCCUUCAGUGGAGAUUGACUGGGCAGCCCUUUAAGUUUCAAUUACUAUGUAAUCUUUUUGGUCAGCUUUCUUUUCAGGUUUAUUUUGGUGUCCUACGUAGCUUCUGCAAUGAAGUUUUUGGCAUUUGCAGAGCUGCAAUUAGGGUCAGUCCUAGACAUAUAUAUAUAUAUAUAUAAGUAUCGAGUCGAUGUUUACAUGUUGUAUUUGUAUGUCCAUAUGUAAGAGCCACCUCUCUAUCUUGGUCUUGCUGCUACUUUUUUUCGUUGCUUGACCAUAGGAGAGUUUUGGGUUUGUAAUUUUAUGUCAGUGUAAUUAAGCAUCAUCUUUCAAUAUAUAAAUGUAUCUUUUUUCCUGUAA
Hevea brasiliensis (rubber tree) is the source of this 2058-nucleotide messenger RNA. RefSeq names its product ethylene-responsive transcription factor RAP2-4-like. NCBI's taxonomy places the organism in Eukaryota, Viridiplantae, Streptophyta, Magnoliopsida, Malpighiales, Euphorbiaceae. The coding region runs from base 596 to 1735 and encodes 379 amino acids. The transcript has a single exon. Gene Ontology annotation, biological process: regulation of DNA-templated transcription. The record is from RefSeq and is a predicted model, not a curated record. Gene Ontology annotation, molecular function: DNA-binding transcription factor activity; DNA binding.